GGCGGUCCGGCGAGUCGUUGAUGGUGAGCGCACCUUUCUGUUUGUUACAUGCGAGAAUCCCUCUCUUCCACCCUCGUCCGCAUCAUUGGAACCAUCUCGUCUUGCUCCCGGAGAGAAGUGUGAGAAUAGUGAGAGUGGGUGAGAGAUUCUCCAUCCUCUGAGGAAAGGGUGCUCAGAGCGUGCCUUCCCAACCACCCCGGUAUCUACCCUUCUCUCCACAACAUCGCCUAGCAUCAUUAUUUCCGCCAUCGGAAACGCUGACGUGUCCGACAGCUGCUGAAGAAUGGCUACCUUGGACUUUGACCAGAAAUUCCUGGGUCGGAUCGCCAAGCAGACAGCAGACAGCCAUCCGCUCCUCUCCGCUUCGCUCUACCAGAUUCUCGGCCUAUCAGUCCUCCUCGCACGGCGACUCGUUCGAGCGAGAAAGCUACGGAAGCUCGAUACCAGUCGCGACACGCCAUCUCUCGCCCUCUACCAACACAUCCUUUGGCUGUCGCGCGAGGGUCUCUCCAUUCUAGAGCUUUGCGUCCUACCGUAUGCCCAGGACAACCAACAUGGACCAGAGUGUAGAGUCCUUAGCGUCAAGCUGCGAGCGAGCUUCUACCACAUCUUCUGCUUGUUCCACAAUCAACCGCCCGUCACGCAAACAAAUAUGACGACUACAGAUCCUAGAACACUCGGCGUGCCUUCGCUACCCCUAUCCGAGCGAAACGGUAACGCACAGCGUCCCAGCGACGCAUCAAACCUUUCGCCCUCGUCGAAGCGCGCUGGAAAGCAACCCAUGCUGCGAGAGCCUAUCGACUCCAUCGUCUCAGAGACCUCCUUCGUCACGAAUCCCUAUGCAACAGGAGGUCCGGUCGGCACACCGUCACCUGCUCCUCCAGGCGCGCCUCCAGGUUUUCAUCAUGUCCCUAUCCCUCAGCCAUCGUCGUUCAUUCUGCCACCUUUGAACUUUGUUCCACUUGCUGGGGGAUACUUUACAACAGCCAGCGGCUACGCCACACAAUACCUUCCCGGAUCACACCCAUUAAGAUUAUCAGUGGCUCUUGAACACAGUGCCUUUCUGUGGGACUGCGUGCACGAUCACGAAGAGUCUCGCCGCAUAGCUAGACGUGCGAUCAAAGAUGUGUAUCGCGCGCAAGAGGCAAUGGACGAUAGCGAGUUCGAGGACGCGGCUGAACUGGUAGGCAUAUUAGGUCGCAUGAUGAAGCGCAAGAGCUGGGAAGCUACACCACGCGUUGGAGGUAUGGCAACCCCUGAACCAGCAUCGGCUGUCACUCCCGGAGGCGCACAACCACGUGGUGAUGGCGUUCAGAGGAGCGACAGGUCCAAUCUGCCUAGCCAAGGAAGCCCGCAAACCACGCGAAGACCUGUCGAUGCACCUUCCACUGCCCAUCCAGUAACAGAGGUUCCACCAGCUCCUGUUCGUAGUCGAUCAAACUCUGCAACCAAGACGUCGAGGCGCAAGGAAGGUGGCAGCCACGAGGGCACGCCACGUUCUGAUGCACAACGUUUCACAGGUGGUACGUCUCAGAAUACCACACCACGCACGAAGCAUAUCAGUGUCGACAGCGGAGCGAGCACGACUCCACGUGCACCACAAGGAGGACGGUCUCCUGCGACACCUUCAACUAUGCGAACUGUGAAGCAGCAUGGCAGUGGCUCAGCGAAGACCACACCAGUAAUAGGAAAGUCGGCGCCCAUAUCGCCUAGCGCAGCUGCGGUGCGCGCCUCGGACGCCGUUCGAACGUCUCCUCUUCACCGAUCGCCACCACUCCGACGCUCACCACGAGGGUCACCUGUACAGGAAUAUUCAUACAGCAGACCGGACCGAUGACAAUCACCAGGGCGUGGACAUGCGGGGAAGAUGGAUGUGCAGUGGACAAUACCUGAUGUCGAAGCACAGAUGGUACUGCGUCCACCAAGCGAAUCGCCAUCUC
Messenger RNA from Paraphaeosphaeria sporulosa, 1940 nucleotides. RefSeq names its product 14-3-3 protein. The transcript has a single exon. Lineage: Eukaryota; Fungi; Ascomycota; Dothideomycetes; Pleosporales; Didymosphaeriaceae. The record is from RefSeq and is a predicted model, not a curated record. The coding region runs from base 284 to 1837 and encodes 517 amino acids.